UCAUGAUAAAACAUACAAAAAUCUGCAGUUGAAAAGUACCUAAAUGUUACAAAUUGUUAAGAAAUACAAUCUCAAUAAAAUUAUGACAAAUAAAGAAAAUUAGGAGGUGGGAGGAAAGAGUAUAAAAACAAUGCAUUCAAAAACCCAGGCUCAGACCAAUGUUUAUCAAGAUUCUUCUUUUGGCGGUCGUCUGCGGAGUACUUUAUAAAUUUUUGCGGCCCCACGGCUGCGGCGAGUCGUGCCAGCGGUCGCGGCGCGAAGCUGGCACUUCGGCCGACUGCCACUGCGCGUGCGCCACCUGCCCCUGCUCGCCUUUACAAGCCUUCGAUAUUAUCCCAAAGACGUUGGAGUAUUAUUACAACCAAGGACAAAAUCAUAUAAGGGAGCUCCAACGACAGAAUGCUGCAAACAAACGACGCGUUGAACUUUCCACUGACGAGUCAGAAGAAAUAAAAAUAAAUGAUCAAUAUUCAUCGAUCACGCUGACCUCGCCCCUGGUGAUCGAGGAGACCCACCGAGCUUCGCACCACAACUUCGACCCCCCGUUCCGCCGGGUGCAGCAACGGGACUCCACCCCGGAGCUCGAGAUAGCCCGGAGAGAAUCUACACCAUCAACAAGCCAACUGAAAGAGCCCCCCAAAGACGCCAGGGUGCCUGCGGCGUGCAGAAAGUGCAAAUCUUUGGGGAUGACAUGCAUGGGAUCCUGUCCCAGAGCCAAACAAGUCAACAAUUCUACCAAUACGGAGAAAUAAUCGCUUGAGCUGGCUUUGUGCGGAUUAGAACGGAACAAAGCGAGGAGUAUCAUAAGUGCAUUUUUACAUUAUCCGAUCCGAUAUCGGAUGUAGGACAGAUAUCCCAUACAUUGAAAUUGAUGCAUUUUUUGUCUAAAUCUAGAUAUAGGUAUUAUUUAAAAUCAACAAAAUGGUGUUCCCACACUUGGCUGCAAGGAUGAUUUAAAUAUAAUUUACACUGAUGAUGCCUACAUUUUUUUUUAAAAUGUGUAUUGACGUGAUAUCAUGAUAUUAAAAUAAAAAAUAUAUCAUUUGUUCUUAUAAAAAAUAAAAACAUACAAAAAUAU
Molecule: messenger RNA, 1078 nt
Organism: Leguminivora glycinivorella
Lineage: Eukaryota; Metazoa; Arthropoda; Insecta; Lepidoptera; Tortricidae
Exons: 7
Coding region: 159-752 (197 amino acids)
Source: RefSeq, a predicted model, not a curated record